UUUCAUCUUUGGAUCUGCACCAUAUGAGCGAGAGCACUAAGCACACAAUUAGCGUUGGGAUUUCUACAGCAGUAGUACAGCAGUGAAGGAGUGAGUAAGGGAGGAGAAAACAAGAUCCGAAGGGAGAACCAGACGAGCACGAAGAAGAGCUGGUCGAGCCUUCGGGUUGUGUAGAGCGGUGCAUGCGCCGGGGCUACUUUUUCUGAUCUCUGUGUUUCAUCGAGCAAGAUGGGGGUCGUCGGACCCGAAGAAUUUUCAAAUCAAAUGAAGAUCAUGCCGGUGGCUAUCGUAGCCACGAUGAUCCUGCUGACUGUGAUCAUAUGGGUGCACCGUCACUCGUCCAAAACAGUCGUGCAGCGAAAACAUAAAGGUCCAAAGAAAUGGAUUUUAAUCGGAUGUACAAUCGAGCAAGCUCGAAAUUUUGGUAGGAUGCACGAUUGGUUGCAUGAUUAUCACAAGAAAGGGUGCCUAACGUUCUCAGUGCCAAUGAUCACUAUGAACAAUACUUUCACAGUGGACCCUCGCAACGUCGAACACAUCCUCAAAACCAAUUUCAGCAACUAUCCCAAGGGAGACCUGAUUAGAGAGAGGUUUGGGGACAUGCUCGGACAUGGAAUUUUCAACGUCGAUGGCGACAUGUGGAGGCACCAGCGUAAAGUGGCUAUUCUAGAGUUCGCGUCGUCCAAGCUGCGUGAGUAUAGCAUCCAUGCGUUCCGCACUGAGGCUUUGAAGCUCGUGCAAGUGCUGGCCAUCGCCGCCAGGAACGGACAAAGAGUUGAUCUUCAGGAUCUGUUCAUGCGCUUGACGCUGGACUCCAUUUGUAGGGUGGGAUUUGGAGUGGACAUUAGCAGCCUUUGCCCCUCGCUGCCGGCCAUCCCGUUUGCAAUCGCAUUCGAUGAAGCUAACAGGUUGAUCGUCAGGAGAUACAUCGACCUGUUCUGGAAAUUGAAGCGCACUCUGAACAUCGGAAGUGAGGCUAAGCUGAAGAAAUGUAUCGACGUAGUUGAGUCUUUCAUCUACAAAGUUAUCGAAACCCGCCGAGCUGAAAUGAGCGUGGCAUCCACCCUCGAUCAGCAACAGCAUACCGGAGUGGAUAUUUUGUCCCGCUUUAUGUCCAUCACCGAUGAGAACCAGACCUACACCGAUGAGCGAUUGCGCGAUGUUGUAAUCAAUUUUUUAAUCGCUGGAAGAGACACCACAGCUGUUACGCUGUCGUGGUUCUUUUUCGAACUUUGCAGGAAUCCACAAGUAGUGGAGAAGAUACUCGAAGAAGUAUCUAGUGUGCUUGGGGUUGAUUCUCAGCACCUGAGGUCCCUGGAUGAAGCUCGUUUCGGCGAGAGAGUCAUCGAAUUCGCGCAGCUGCUGACGUACCAAAGUCUCACAAGGAUGCAGUAUCUGCACGCAGCCAUCACCGAAGCUCUGCGCCUCUACCCUGCAGUGCCUCUGGAGACCAAAGUGGCCGCAGCCAACGACACCUUCCCUGACGGAACCCCAAUCAGGAAGGGAGAGUUCGUUAGCUACUCUUCCUAUUCGAUGGGAAGGCUCGAAUAUCUGUGGGGCUCUGAUGUCGCGGAGUUCAAGCCAGAAAGGUGGCUGAGGAAUGGAGUCUACCAGCCCGAGUCUCCAUUUAAGCUGACUGCAUUUCAGGCUGGUCCCAGGAUGUGCUUGGGAAAGGACUCAUCAUAUUUGCAGAUGAAGUUAACCACCGUCAUUCUGCUUAUGUUCUUCAAGUUCCAGCUUGAGCGGAACGAGGUGCCCAACUACAGCCUCAUGGUUGUCCUCUUCAUAGCCAAUGGCCUGCCAGUGAAUGUUUCAGCGAAGUGAGCUAUUGUGACGUGUAGAACCACCAACAGCUCGACAUACAGCUGGAGGCGAGUUUUAACAUGUUGGCGCGUACAUAUGGGGAUAGUGGGAGAGCUGAGUUGUCAUUUGCCAGGAUAGCCCUCUCAUUAUCCAAAAGAGAUUUCUCCAGGCCCUUCAUAGAUGGGCGGAGAUUGAACGAUGUAGAAGUAGUUAGUUUUAGAACUCAUAGUAAUUGAGCCGAGACAGUCAGUAAGUGUAGAUGUAGAGCGCUGAAUUGGCAAGGCUCAUUAUAGACAGACAAUUGACCGAUUCACGACUAACUAUGUCGGACUCAAUGGGUCAAAAGGCGUUUGCAAAUCAGCAUCGUCAUGUGCAGUGGCUGGAUUUGAAAGCUGCUGCUUGUCUGGUACGCUACAGCAGCCGUCUUGAUGGAGCGAAAUGGAGCGCAAGUUUUGGAGAAGCGACAGAAAAAGUCAUCCACAGUCUUCAAAGAUCUGUGGUGAGGCUAAGAGUAAUCGUUUCUUUGUCACGCGAUCUCUUCUCUCAGCUAGCUUUAGCAUACUCAGAACUUAGGACUCGGGAGAAGGCUUCAGCCUUCACCCUGAUUUGCAAUAAAAACAAUACUUUUGGC
Molecule: messenger RNA, 2434 nt
Organism: Marchantia polymorpha subsp. ruderalis
Lineage: Eukaryota; Viridiplantae; Streptophyta; Marchantiopsida; Marchantiales; Marchantiaceae
Source: the annotation of a GenBank genome assembly